Messenger RNA from Striga hermonthica, 218 nucleotides. Lineage: Eukaryota; Viridiplantae; Streptophyta; Magnoliopsida; Lamiales; Orobanchaceae. The record is from the annotation of a GenBank genome assembly.
ACACAUGGCCGCUGGUCGGAUGGACCUUACUACCACAUUGGGAGAGGACAUCACGAAGGCUGGACCCGGUCGCGCGCAAACGAGGCGUCAUCGCAUGCAAAUGGAUCAUCGGGCACGCCGCCCGAAUGAUAAAGGACAGUGUAGUGGAUGUGGUGAUACAGAGCAUUUUGUGGAUGACUGUCCGUCCUCACAUCCUCGCACUGAUAGAUCUAGACGCC